Mya arenaria is the source of this 2200-nucleotide messenger RNA. RefSeq names its product interferon-inducible GTPase 5-like. Gene Ontology annotation, cellular component: membrane. NCBI's taxonomy places the organism in Eukaryota, Metazoa, Mollusca, Bivalvia, Myida, Myidae. The coding region runs from base 1 to 1893 and encodes 630 amino acids. The record is from RefSeq and is a predicted model, not a curated record. The transcript has 17 exons. Gene Ontology annotation, molecular function: GTP binding; GTPase activity.
AUGCCAGCUCACUAUCAAGUAGACACUGAAGCCAUUCAUAGCUACAACGAAGGUCGUAAAGAAGUAGUAACUGAAGACGUUCGGACAGUCAAUGGAGCUCAAAAUCAAGAAGUCACUGAAGCCGUUCAGAGAGACAAAGAAGCUCAAAAUCAAGUAGUCACUGAAGCCGUUCAGAGAGACAACGAAGGUCGUAAUGAAUCAGUAACUGAAGAAGUUCGGGCAGAAAUUGAAGCUCAAAAUCAAGGAGUCACUGAAGCCGUUCAGAGAGACAACGAAGGUCGUAAUGAAACAGUAACUGAAGAAGUUCGGGCAGAAAUUGAAGCUCAAAAUCAAGGAGUCACUGAAGCCGUUCAGAGAGACAACGAAGGUCGUAAUGAAACAGUAACUAAAGAAGUUCGGGCAGAAAUUGAAGCUCAAAAUCAAGUAGUCACUGAAGCCUUUCAGAGAGACAAAGAAGGUCGUAAUGAAUCAGUAACUGAAGAAGUUUGGACAGUAGUUGAAGGUUGUAAUGAAGCAGUAACUGAAGAAGUUCGGACAGAAAAUGGAGCUCAAAAUCAAGCAGCCAGUAAAGCCUUUCAGAGAGACAACGAAAGUCGUAAUGAAGCAGUAACUGAAGACGUUCGGACAGAAAAUGAAGCCAAUGCCGUGCUGAAUGCUUUUGAUGAAGAUUCAAUGGAUUCCUUCGAGGAAAUAACAAUGACGGAAGAAAUGCAAUACGAAUAUGAACAAACGCUAGGCAGAGGAGGAAUUGUCGCUUUGCAGAAAAAGAUAAACUCGCAGUUGAACGAUUGGAAAAAUACAGAGAUACGGUUUGCUAUCAUUGGUGAAUCAGGAUCAGGCAAGUCCUCCUUUAUAAACGCAAUGCUUGGACUUAGUGGGGACGAUCCUCAAGCGGCAAAGGUAGGCUGCAAUGAGUGCACGACAGAAUGUCAAGAAUUUCAACACCCUCAAAAGAAGACAUUAUUUUUUAAUGAUCUUCCUGGUGUAGGAACCUCAAAUUUUAAGAGAGAAUCUUACCUAGAAACGGUGCAGUUUCAACGUUUCCACUUCUUUAUAUUGAUAACAAGUUGUCGGCUUAAAGAAAACGACAUAUGGCUAGCUGAAGAAAUCCUAAAGAAUAAAAAGCACUUCUAUUUCGUCAGAACCAAAAUAGAUGCCGACAUAAGAUCGGACAAAAAAGCCCAUCCGUCAACACACAAUCAAGACAACUUGAUUCAAGCCAUUCGAACCAAAACAGCCGAACAUUUGAAAACAGCACACAUGAGUCAAACCAAUGUUUUUCUGAUAGACAAUUAUGAUACAAGACGUUUUGACUUUGAUAAACUGAAUGAAAGAUUCAUUCUCGACGCAUCGUCACACAUAAAGAAAUCAAUGAUCUUUUCGAUAUCGACAGUAAGUUCUGGCAUUCGAAAGGAAAAGGUCGCUGCUCUUCGUUCGCGGAUAAAACGACAGGCAUUGCUUGCUUCGAUCGGCUCACUUACCCCGAUUCCAGGAGUUGGAUUAGCUUGUGAAGUUGCAAUACUUAUGACGGAAGUGACAUUUUACAAAUUACAAUUAGGAACUGAUGCAGAAACCAUGGAACAGCUGGCAGCAAAGAUGCGUAUAUCUUUGGAAGCGUUGUACGCGAAAACCGGUACGACUUCACACAUUCUCUUAGCAUCAAAAGAAAGCUUUCUUAGAGUUUGUGCUGAAAUUGUUUUGUCUGAAACGUCAGAGACCCUACUUAAACUGACUAUUCCUAUUUUAGGAAAUUUAGUGUCUGCAGUGGGUACCUUUCCUGUGUGUUGCUAUACAUUGAACAGCUUACUGAACAUGUGCAAUAAAGAGGCUAAGAAUGUGAACAAGGCGUUCGAGGAAAGUAUGGUUAACAAAACAUGUAUCGAAAUCGAGUGAUUUUAAACGAACCAACACUGUCAAAAACAAACGUGUACAAUGUAUCGCGUUCAUCAGCCCGGGAUUAUUUGGUGUUUGCAAAUGGCUCUUAAGCAGCAAAUCAUGAGAUCUUUUUGGACAGUAUAAAGUACUGUCGUAUGAAUUAUAUUAUUUUUUGGCAUGCAAGUAUAACAUUUCCCCCAACCUCAUAUCAGUAGAUCCAAUAAUUUAACCGUGCUAGAAAUUCUUAUCUUGCCCACGGACGAAGUCAUGGAAACCUUGUCUUGUGGCAAUAUUUAGAAUGCUUAUUGAUAUUUCUCGCUUCAAG